This is a messenger RNA of Linum tenue, 809 nucleotides long. The record is from the annotation of a GenBank genome assembly. Lineage: Eukaryota; Viridiplantae; Streptophyta; Magnoliopsida; Malpighiales; Linaceae.
UGAUCCUAGAAUCGAAAUUCAAAGAGGUCUAGAGAGAGGAGAUAACCCAAAAGGCUGGCUUUUUUAUUACACGUUUCUCCUUCUCUCGAGGAACUGGAUUUGCGCGUCCGCUCCUUCUGCUGCUUCAUUCUUGCGUGGUUUGCGCACCAAGUUUCCAUAGAUUUUUGUCUUAUCAUGCCUUCCUUAAUCAGAGCUUGAUGAAAACUGCUGUUGCAUCUCUCCCUGCCGGCCGAAUUUUCCACAUCCCAGUUCUAGAGAUUAAUGAAUCGCCCUGCCUCUCCACCGCUCCAAGAAAACAGCAGCAACACACUCGCUUGAGAUGGAAAGGGAGAGCCAUCUUUUAUCAUCCAGAAGACACUUAUCAAAGGUUUGUCAUGUCCGUAGAAGAUCAAGAAGUUUAUGACAAAAUAAACAAACAGUUGCAUAACGAUCUCAUGGAAAUUUGCAGAAAGUUGUCCCAAACUACUCGACGAAGAAGGCAGCUUAUUCUUCAAGAUAAGAGACGUAGGAGGCGAUCUGUUGUUGAAGGUAAAAGUUCUACGGGUGUUGAAAUGGAGUUUGCCAUGCUUUUGGGCAAACGUAGUAGACUAAUGCGACACAUUCACUUGCAUAGAAAACGUUUGGGAAGAACCUACUUUCAGACUCAAAGAAAGCUAUGUAUGUUGUAUUUAGGAGGGGAGCUUUUUAUAAUUGAUGUGAUGGAAUUGUAUAUAUGUAUCUAUACUCCAAAUUUUCUCCAGAUGUAUCUAUUAGUUAGGGUACUAUGUAUUUGCAUGGCUUUGAUAGUUGUAUUUUAAUUUUGUAUCUAU